This is a messenger RNA of Capsella rubella, 256 nucleotides long. RefSeq lists its product as uncharacterized. The transcript is spliced from 3 exons. Lineage: Eukaryota; Viridiplantae; Streptophyta; Magnoliopsida; Brassicales; Brassicaceae. The record is from RefSeq and is a predicted model, not a curated record.
AUGGGGCAGCAUGAUGAUCUCACAAAAUGUUGUUCACUACUUUUAAAUGUUCAAGAUUGCGUAAUGGAACUAUACAAAUAUGUCUUAACGUUGGAGUUAGGCGUUGCUAAAGCACCGGAUGCAUCCGAGGACGAUCGUAGCCGUUAAUCACGCUCUGAUCGCACGGUCAUGGUUCAUCAACCAGGGUUAAGGGCCUGUCUCCUUAGAAAUCAAGGAUACAGAGGUACGAGCCUAUAGAACAGAUCCUGUUCAAGUA